UAUAGUCUAAAACUUCGCGUGUGUGACCCGUGGAACAUUAUUUAUAAUAUGAUCUAAUUAUAGAUUUAUUUCGCGUAUCGAAGUCAAAAGUUAGUUAGAAAAGUGUGCGUGUGUGUAGUGACUCGGUAUCAGUGCACAAAGAUUGUAAAAACAUGUGUUUCGAUGUGAAUAUAACUUGGUGAAUAACAUUACCAAUACCAAAGGAUACAUGUCAACAAAUUGCAAUUAUUUCUAGUAGCGGCCGCAGGAGUGUUGUUUGAUUGUGGGAGGAAUUUAAGGGAACUUUGUCGGUUAUUGUAAAUUGAAUGUAUGAGUCCGCAAUCGGUGAUAUCGACAGUGUAAUGAACUUAACUUUACUUCCGGUGUUUUCGUGAUGGUGUAUCGUGAUUAGUAUUGUGUGAUAAUACGGCGGGAUGGCGAACCCUACGAUCGGGGUAUCGUUUGACCAAAAUGACAUGACCAGCUGGUACUUUGGCGGGCUGUCUCGUGCGGAGGCCACAAAGCUACUGCUCAAUGAGACUGAAAGCGGAGUCUUCCUCGUCAGGGAUUCCAAAACUAUUCAUGGAGAUUACGUUUUGUGUGUCAGGGAAGAUGAUCGCGUGUCGCACUACAUCAUCAACCGCGUCAUAUCGGCGGACGGUACCACGAGGUUUAGGAUUGGCAAUCAGCUGUUCGCGGACAUGCCGGCGCUAUUGGCCUUCUAUAGGUUGCACUAUUUAGACACGACGCCACUGGUACGGCCGCUGCCACAAGCGACCGCUCAAGCAGCCCCGACAGCUCCACCUCAUUUAUACCACGUACUCGAGGUGGUGAUCGCCAAAUUUGAUUUUGAUGGCAGUGAUGCAGACGAUCUUCCGUUCCGUCGCGGAGAGAAGCUGAUGGUCAUCAAUCGCGACGAAGAGCAGUGGUGGACGGCCCGGAACGCUCAGGGCAGAACUGGCUCCAUACCUGUUCCAUACGUGCAGAGGCUUCUAGAUCCAGCCGGUAUGCCAUACCCACCUAAUGAGGCAAUUAACCAGUUCGGUGAUCCACCCAGCCCACCUAACAUAAAACAACCCCAGAAAGGAACCAACAUGCAGCGGACACUUCCAGCGCUAGCGCGUGUGAGACAGUCGAGGGUUCCCAACGCGUAUGAUAAGACAGCGCUUAAACUACAGGAGGGUGAUAUACUCAAGGUAACAAAAAUGAACAUAAACGGGCAAUGGGAAGGCGAGCUGAACGGUAAAGUCGGUCACUUCCCCUUCACUUACGUGGAGUUCCUCGAUGACGUGGCCAGCUAAAUGUGUGACCAAAUAAUAUCCCGCUAAUUAAUCGUGUUGCAAGUGUAAUUUAUAAAAUAAAUUAUAAAAGUGGUUGAAAAGUGAUCGAAGAAUACAUUUAUUGUAUAAUAUGACAGAUUUUUUUCGUGACUCGUGAGAAUGUUACAUAUUUUUAAUCUGUACACGAUAAAUAAAGGACAUUUAUUAUGUAUUACAGUAAGGUAUUGUCACACUUCACUGCAGAAUUAUAUUUAACUUCGCCCCGACAAAAUAAUACAACCCGACUUCAAUCCGACCGCAGAGCCACCUAUCGGUUCUAAUCUAGUGUGUAAAAAACAUUAUUAUGAUAUAUUUCUGAUUGUUAUUAUGCCUGAGUAUUUUUUUUUUUAAUUAAAAGCUAACAGUGGCAACCCAAAAGAUAACUAGAGAGUGUCUUAAGCUUAUUUUUUAAAUGAUGUCGACAAAUAUACAGUUAUUCAUUUUCUUUAGAUUUUUUUACACAAACUAUAACUAAAUUGUUUGUAUGUGUUUUUAAUGAUUGUGCAAUUUGGGUAAUGUUCAAAGUUAUAUAUGAAAUGAAUUGACUAAUUGAUUUUAGUGAAGUGUGAUAUAUCUAUACAAAUCGUGCCCACCGAUAUGGGCUAUGUUCAAUGUAUACCUGUUAAAAUCUACAGCUUUCUUCUAUAACAUUUGCUAUUUCUUACAAAAACUUUUACACGCACAAAACGGCUAUAAUAAUUAAAUAAAGCUAUCAAAUAAUUUGCACAUAUUUUCUAUAACUGUAAUACUAAAGACCAAUUUUCUAUUUCUCUAUGCUUUUAUUAAUCUGUACACAUUAUCACUACACCAUAGACUAAGGACCAAACUUUUUUAAAUAUCUUUUUAGCUUUAAAUUUCAAAAUGUAUUGCUCAUGACUAAUAGAAAAUAUAUAAAACGAUCUAAAAUAAUUCUACGUAUAUUUUAUGGCCGGGUCAUUUACACUAAGUUUAUUUUUUUUAUAUAUUACACCACUAAUUAAUGUUAAUUUGAUUGUAUAGUCUGUUUAUAUAUUAAUUUAAUUAACAUGCAUUUUUAAUAUUUUGUAACAUUUUCGUUAUGAAGGCACUUGGAAUUGUUGGCAACACUGAAUUCAAUAGACAUAAGAAUAUAAUGUUUUAAAUUAAUUAAAUAACACUUCGAUAAAAAAUAUUAAAAUGUAUAAAAACAGCGGCUAACUGCAGAGAACCAUUAAUUGCAAUGAAAUCAUUUAAAGCGCUAGAAAUUAAAACAGAAAUACCUAACAGCUUAAAAACCAAUCUAAAGAUCAUUGUAGCCUUAAAACUACAUAGCUAUAAAUUUUAGGAAACGGACAAGUGUUAGGUUUAACAGCCGGCAUGAGUCUUGACAACAGAUGGGCAAUAGUCGGGUCUAGUUACAAGUAAGUACACUGUCGGACAAAUUACCGUAGCCGAAGGACGAUUGAGAGUCCAAUAGAGGACUGGCAUCGCCAGACGGACCAAUCGCGUGCCAAAACAAUGUUCUACUGCGCAGGUCAAGGUUGUGCUCAUGACUCAUGCCGGUUACUGUACUCUGUGUCUUUCCGUACACCUGACAAUGUAAACAAAAUUUAAUUAAUUUAAUAAGAGAAAUAAUUGACAAACUCACACGCAUCUAUAAUAUUAGUAAGGAUUCCUAAAAUAUGACUAUUAAAUACAUAUUUAAAAUACUAUUAAGUAUAAAAGAUUAAUUUUAUUCCGCCAUGUAACUUUGUAACUAGUUUAGAGAAAUAUGUCUAGUAUUGCAAGAUGUAAAAAACACGUCAAAACAUAUUGGUCUACGUUUAGUGAUUUUAUUCAAUUAAUAUUUUUUGCAGUGAGCCUUUAUUGCUAAAUGUUCCGUAUCAAGGAAUUGACGGUUACAUCGAAAUAGUUAAUAAUUGCUUUAUACAAUUUUACAAUUAAUGCUGUUAUGUAAUUGUUAAAUAAUACUCGGAUAAUAAAUAAAAUUAAUAUUAACUGAGAUUAAGUAAUCCAAAUAAUAAUAUCAUAU
Messenger RNA from Vanessa atalanta (red admiral), 3288 nucleotides. RefSeq names its product adapter molecule Crk (gene Crk). Bases 414 to 1280 code for a protein of 288 amino acids. Gene Ontology annotation, molecular function: protein binding. The record is from RefSeq and is a predicted model, not a curated record. The transcript is spliced from 7 exons. Lineage: Eukaryota; Metazoa; Arthropoda; Insecta; Lepidoptera; Nymphalidae.